CUAAAAAUAUAUUAUUACAAUUUAUAAUAGUAUAAAUACUAAGACCCUCUCAUUCUCUUCUUGCAACACUAUAUAGUAUAUACAUGCACUUCUAAGAUAGCUUUCUUUUAGUUAUAGUAUACAUAAAAAAAAACUUAUUUUUUCUUUUAUAUUUUAUAUGAUCAUGAUCAUGAUGAGAAUGGUAGAAAUUUUUUUGGUGUUUUGGGCAUUAAUGGGAAUAUGUGCAUUAGGGGCUACCAAUCCCCAAAUAAGACACAUUGUUGAGGAAGAUUGCAGCCUUACUAGAUACCCAUCCAUAUGUGUUCAAACCUUAAACAUGGCUGGCUUAAGUAGCUCAUCAUCAGGAUACACUGAUAUAAUUUCUGUUCUUCUCAACAAGACAAUAUCUGAGUCAAAGCUCCCCAACAGUACUCAUUCCACCAUCUUGACCUCCCAACUAGGGGUCCAAUCAUCAGCUCAACCAUCCACAGGCGAGUACUGUGAAACUUUAAUGAACUUAUCGGAGAAAAGGCUACAACAAUCUCUAACAGCACUUAACAACAAAAACAAAGUGGAAGACAUCCAAACAUGGCUAAGCGCCGCGUUGACUUUCCAAGAAGCUUGUAAAGACUCAGCCGAGGAAGGACAGGUCGUCCCAAACGACGUCGUUAGGAGCGAUAUCGCCAAAAAAAUGUCUUAUCUAUACGAGUUAAGCAGCAACGCAUUAGCUCUUACAAAUCGCAUUCAAACGACGCCGUUCGAUACCAAAUCUCGUGGUUUGUCUGAUCAGAAUUAUAAGGACGAAUCAUCACCAGAUUUUCCAAAGUGGAUAUCUCGUAAAGACAGAAAACUACUUCAGGCAACAACCACAGUAAAUGCGGAUGUUGUUGUUGCUCAAGAUGGUUCUGGGAAUUAUAAAACGGUUUCUGAAGCUAUAGAAGCUGCACCAUCUUCUGGGGGUCGUUUCGUGAUUCAUGUGAAAAGUGGAGUUUAUAAGGAGAAGAUUAAAACCAAUAAAGAUGGCAUUACUUUGAUUGGAGAUGGAAAAGAUUCUACUGUCAUUGUUUGGAGUGAUAGUGUUGCUGGUGGAACUACUAUGCCAGCCACUGCCACAUUCACUGUUACCGGUGACGGGUUCAUCGCACGGGACAUCGGGUUCCACAACACGGCGGGACCACAUGGAAAACAAGCCUUGGCUCUGUACAUCGCCUCGGACCGAUCAGCCCUAUACAGGUGCAGCAUCGCCGGCUACCAAGACACACUCUACGCUCUCGCUCUCCGCCAAUUCUACCGCGAGUGUGACAUCUCCGGCACCGUCGAUUUCAUCUUCGGCAACGCUGCCGCCGUAUUUCAAAACUGCGAACUCGCCCUCCGCCGUCCACGUGGCGCCAACGUCAUCCUAGCCCACGGCAGAUCCGACCCGGGUCAAAACACCGGGUUCUCUGUCCAAAACUGUCGUAUCACAGCCAGCGCAGAAUUCGAAUCCGUAAAACACUCGUUCAAAUCUUACCUGGGUCGGCCGUGGAAGUCGUAUUCGAGAGCUGUGGUUAUGCAGUCUAACAUUGAUGAGGCUAUCUCCCCUAAAGGGUGGGAAGAGUGGCCUGGUUCUGGAAGCUCUGUUCUGAGUACUCUGUAUUUUGCUGAGUAUGCUAAUGUGGGACCCGGGGCUGCGACUGGUCAAAGGGUCAACUGGCCUGGGUUUCACUUGAUCGGAGUUAGUGAUGCUUCUAAGUUCACUGUUGCCAAUUUAAUUGGUGGAAAUUCAUGGCUGCCUUCCACUAAGGUGGUUUUCAACUCUGGUCUCUAGUUGGACUAGUUUUGAAAUUAUUGGAUUUUAUAUUUUAUUAUUUGGUGUAAUUUUUUAAGUUAUUAUUUUAUGUAUUGUUUAGAUAAUGAAAUUGUAUCCCUAUGUAUAAUAUAUAAAAACACUGUGGAAUCAUGCAUAUGUUUAAUGUAUUCAUUCUCAAAAUUCAUGCAGUGAAAAUCUAUUUGGUUCGGUUCAUUUUAUCA
Messenger RNA from Cannabis sativa, 1989 nucleotides. RefSeq names its product pectinesterase. Lineage: Eukaryota; Viridiplantae; Streptophyta; Magnoliopsida; Rosales; Cannabaceae. Gene Ontology annotation, biological process: cell wall modification. The transcript is spliced from 3 exons. The record is from RefSeq and is a predicted model, not a curated record. The coding region runs from base 158 to 1786 and encodes 542 amino acids. Gene Ontology annotation, molecular function: pectinesterase activity; pectinesterase inhibitor activity.